Molecule: messenger RNA, 1160 nt
Organism: Cottoperca gobio
Lineage: Eukaryota; Metazoa; Chordata; Actinopteri; Perciformes; Bovichtidae
Gene: ccdc167
Product: coiled-coil domain containing 167
Exons: 4
Coding region: 134-451 (105 amino acids)
Source: RefSeq, a predicted model, not a curated record
GUUACACAGAUAGAGGGCAGCAACGGGGAGUGAUGUGGCAAAAGGAAGAAAUGAAGAACAAAGAAGAAGAAAACACUUCCGUACAGUCAGAUUAUCAACCAGGCUCUCAGGAGUAGCCAGGUUCUGUCACAAAAUGACUAAAUUGAAAGACAAAAGACGAGAGAAAACCAGUGUCGCCUCUGAGAUUGACCGUUUGGAGGAGCGACGGGCGCGUUGCCAAGACAACCUGGGGAGGGCUGAGUACAGGAGCAGAAGGGAGACGCUCUCUGACAAGGACAGGCAGGACCUGGAAGAUGAAAUGACGAUCAUUAAUGAGAGGGUGCUAAAGUUAGACAAGGAGCUGCAGACGUUAAGAGGAGAGAAUCGGAGGAACAUGCUGCUUUCGGUAGCUCUGCUGGUCAUCAGCGCUCUCUUCUACUAUGUCUUUUUCGUCAAUGAAGAGGACUCAUGAUACUACCUGAUUUCUUAAAGGGACCUAAUGCUCUUAAAAAAAAACAACAACCUCAGGACAGUGUUGUCAUGAGGUGAUGUAUGAGGCCAGGAUCGUGUACACGGGGGUUAGAUGCAUGAGAAAGCUGAAGAGCUGUGAUGUAAUACCCCCGUUCAGCCUCUAGAUGGCGGCAUUGUCUUAAUCUCGUCUGGUCGUCAUAAUUGGUUUAUCCUGCACAGUCAGAACCCCACCACAGCUUCUUGGACUUAAAAAACACAUAUAUGAGAUAAUAUUAACGUGAAGUCAGCGAUCAUUUUAGUCUUUUCCUCAUCUUGUAUACAGUAUGUAAAGACCUUACUGUAUAUUAUGAAAUUCAACAUGAAGACUGAAUUUAUACACAGCAUUUUGUCACUUAAAUGACUCAUCAAAUAUAACCUCUGCCUUAUGCCACAAAUAACACCAAAGUAAUAUUACUAUUAUAUAAUAUAUCAAAGAAAUGCUUCAUACAAUUGUGCCAAUCAAGUCUGCUUUUUUUUCAGUCGCAUAUAAAUAAAUGUGUGUUAAUGCAUGGUGCACAUGUCACGUGUGCAGUUAAAUGAUACAAAUAUUUGAUACAUUUGGUUUUCUCUAAGUGCGAGGUGUAUAGAAUGUUUUUACAUUGCCGCAAAUGGAGAACCUGAAGAAUGUGGGUUUAUCAUGAAUAUAUUAAACACUAUACCAAUUUUGGAAG